AUGAUUUCUGAUUACAAGAUGAAGUACAGAGAAUAUAUACAAAAGAAUUACCACUGGAUAAAAGACAUGAAUGCUUGUAUUGGUGAGACGGUGACUCUGAACUCCAGAUAUACAAGGUUGGUUCUUGUUAGUGGACAUUGCCAUGGAAAAAAGAAAGAACAUGAAAUCAGGGCAGAAACAAGUGAUUCUUCCAUUGUUUUAAGUGAUCUUUUUGAACCUGCCAGGGAUAGAAAGACCCCAAAGACUGUCAUGAUAUUGGGAGCUGCAGGAAUUGGGAAGUCAAUGACAGUAAGAAAGAUUAUGCUGGACUGGGCAUCAGAAGGACUUUACAGACAGUUUGACUAUGUUUUCUACAUACAUUGUUUGGAGGGUAAUCUUCUUACAGCUCAGGGGAGUACAGCUGACAUGAUCUCCAAAUGCUGCCCCAGUGAUAAUCCACCUCUUGUAGAGAUCUUGAGGAUACCAGAAAAACUCCUGUUUGUCAUUGAUGGCUUUGAUGAACUGAGAUUUUCUUUGGAACAGCCACAAAAUGACCUGUGCUCUGAUCCCUGGGAGAGGAAGCCAGAGGAAAUCAUCCUGAGCAGUUUAUUCAGGAAGAUUCUUCUCCCUGAAUGCUCACUGUUGAUCACAACAAGACUAGCUGCCCUGCAGAAGCCGGAACAGUGCUUGGUGAGUGAAUGCUCUGCUGAAAUACUGGGAUUUUCAGCAGCUGAUAGGGAGGAAUAUUUCCACAAGUUUUUUGAAAAUAAAGAAGAGGGAAGGAAGGCCUUUCAGUUUGUUAAAGGAAAUUAUGUAGUCUUUACCAUGUGCCUUAUCCUGAUCAUGUGCUGGAUUGUCUGUACUGUUAUGAAACAACAGCUUGAAAGUGGUGAAGAUCUUGCACAAACUGCCAAGACAACUACAGGAAUAUAUAUCCUUUAUGUUUCCAGCCUACUAAAAUCCCUGUGCAAUGAUAACAAAAUAAGAGAUAAGCAAGAAGAUCCUAAGACGGAUGUGAAAAAAAUGUUAGAACACUAUGGAAACUCAAGACAUAAUUUCGUGUUAACUGUGUGGUUCCUAUUUGGUCUCUUAAAUGAGGAACAAAGAAAUGCUCUGGAAAAAGAAACAGGGUGCAAAAUUUCUCCUGAAAUUAAGGAAGAAUUACUGAUGUGGCUUCAAAUCCUUUUUAGACAGAGGCUGGAGUGGUGCAAACUCACAGCUGCCUGCUGUGAGGUUCUUGCUGUGAUGCUCAGCACCAGCCAAUGCCUAAUGGAGCUGAAACUGCGUGGAAAUACUCUGGGAGACCCAGGAGUGCGGCUGCUGUGUGAAGGGCUGAAACGUCCCACCUACCAGCUGCAGAGAUUGGGGCUGCGAGGUUGCAGUCUCACAGAUGCCUGCUGUGGGGACUUGGUCACUGUGCUCAGCACCAACCAGACCCUGCUGGAGCUGCAGCUGAGUGCUAGUGCCCUGGGAGAUGCUGGAGUGCACCUGCUAUGUGAGAAGCUUAAACACCCUACCUGCCACCUUAAAGAAUUGCA
Molecule: messenger RNA, 1517 nt
Organism: Antrostomus carolinensis (chuck-will's-widow)
Lineage: Eukaryota; Metazoa; Chordata; Aves; Caprimulgiformes; Caprimulgidae
Product: NACHT, LRR and PYD domains-containing protein 3-like
Biological process (GO): regulation of inflammatory response
Cellular component (GO): cytoplasm
Molecular function (GO): protein binding
Source: RefSeq, a predicted model, not a curated record